Silurus meridionalis is the source of this 3112-nucleotide messenger RNA. RefSeq names its product serine/arginine-rich splicing factor 7-like. Bases 322 to 984 code for a protein of 220 amino acids. The transcript is spliced from 9 exons. Gene Ontology annotation, biological process: mRNA splicing, via spliceosome. NCBI's taxonomy places the organism in Eukaryota, Metazoa, Chordata, Actinopteri, Siluriformes, Siluridae. Gene Ontology annotation, molecular function: zinc ion binding; RNA binding. Gene Ontology annotation, cellular component: nuclear speck. The record is from RefSeq and is a predicted model, not a curated record.
CCAAGUCAGCUGUGGUUGUGUUGUUCCUCCUACUGCAGCAGAAAGGCUACAACCAGCUCCUCUGUAUGGCUAAUGUUACUCGUUAGCUUUGAAAACGAGAAAUUUUAUAAUUUCCACAUUUUAAUGGUCAUCUCGGAAAGUUGGACAUAAUUAUCGCAAAGAGAGUGAUUUGAAGUGAUUCCAAAUUGAAAGAAUUGAUGAUUACCCUGUGACACAAUAAAUUUUGAGGCAAUUCAUUUAAGAGGCUUUUGGGAUUCAUCUCUAGAACCUUUUGGUGAUUGUUCUGCAAAGCCUAGAAGCUUUGAGCAGAUAAGGUGAGAGAUGUCGUAUUACUCAUCUUCGUCAUCUCGCAGUUCCUCCAGAAACUUGGAGUGUAAAGUGUAUGUGGGAGAUCUGGGAGGAGGAGCUGCUAAAGGAGAAAUCGAAAGGGCCUUUGGCUACUAUGGCCCUUUGCGCAGCGUUUGGGUGGCCAGGAACCCACCUGGUUUCGCUUUUGUGGAAUAUGAAGAUGCCCGGGAUGCAGAGGAUGCAGUGAAAGGAAUGGAUGGAAAGCUACUGUGUGGAUCCCGGAUUCGCGUAGAGUUGUCCACUGGUAUGUCAAGGAAGAGCCGAUAUGGCAGAGCCAGUCGUCGUCCAUUUGAUCCAAAUGACCGAUGUUAUCAGUGUGGAGACAGGGGACACUACGCCUACGACUGCUACCGCUUCAGCAAGCGAGGACGUCGAAGCAGGUCGCGGUCUCGAUCACGUUCCAGGUCGAGGAGUCGGCGCAACCGGUCACGAUCUCGAAGCCGGAGCUAUAAACGGAGAUACCGUUCUCCCUCUUAUUCAAAACGCAAGAGCAGGUCUGGUACUCCAGCUCGCUCCAAAUCUAGGACUCCUGUUCGGAGUCGCUCACGGUCUCGCUCUCGCUCUCGAUCUGCAUCGCGAUCUCGCUCCAGAUCCGGGUCUCGUUCUCGCAGCCUUACGAGACGAAGAUCCAGUUGAUUAGCUACAGAGAGUGAACGAGAUCACCCGACCAAAAAAAAAACGAAAGCAAGCAAGCACAAAUCUUUCAGACUCUAUCAGACUCCGGUGACCCAUUGUUGCAGGCUGUUCUUGUCUUUUCUUAAAGAGUGCGGGAGGCGAUGGCACUGACCAGGGCUCAUCCUUGCCAUGUUAAACGUCCUCCGGGAGGGUGACAAAAGAGCUUACCCGAGAUCAGCCUCCUGCCGCGCUGCUUUAAAGAGAUCGUCCAAGGGCAUCCUGCGCGUACUCAAACAGUUGUUCCACCCGCCCCACUCCCAUCCCAUGCACUAUUCGCUGCAGACCAGAAAUGCUGGGCUGAGAGUUUCGGGGCCCCCUCCCCUUUCUUUUUCCCUUCAAAGCUCUGGCUUCGUGCUUAGCUUCUGAGAAGGGUGUGUGAGAGAAAGAGAGAGACGAGAGAUCAGUCUUCAAGACCUCUGCGAGUCUGUCUUCGAGUUCUAGCAUCCGUCGCUUCUCUGUAUGUUGUUUCCGCCACUGUCUGCAAAGGUAACCAACCCAAGAGUUACUGUCCUUCUUGAUAUGAGCCCUGGUUUUAAUAAAGCCAGAUUCUCUGUAAAACUUUUAUAUAAUGCUGACAUUGUGCAGAGCAUGUGAUGAGCGAAUGAGAGCGAGUAUGUGCAGCUGCAUGAGUGAACGAGUGCAAAUAUAAUGGAAAAACGCAUGCUAGGUGUUUUUGUGUGUGUGUGCGUUUGUGCGCUCUUCUGUGUGAAUGUGUUUGUUAUUUACCAAUCUAACCCUGCUUUAGAGGAAUCAAUUGGUUGAGUUUUAGAUUUUCUGAAUAAUGCGGUACUGUUAAUAGAUAAGGGAUUUAGAAAUUUCGUCGAUGGCUCAUGUGAGACGGUGGCACUCUUGGGUUCUAAAGAGGUCUAUCAUUAGGUGAAGCAGUCUCGAACACGUUUGCAGUCAGCAGCAGUUUGCUUUCGAGCGACUCAUCACUGUAAAGAAGUACUCCAGCGUUUUCCUAUACAUCUUAUCUGCGGAAUGUGUGUAACGCAUUUCCCUGUAACUAAGAAGAGAAUAGAAACCUGCACAUAAAAAGAUCUGCCUCUAACCAAAGGUUAAUGAAUUUGGGGAACUCUGUUUACAUUUCCAGGAUAUCCAGAGCGACUUGAGCAGUUGAGGGUUAAGGGCCUUGCACAAGGACCCAGUAGUAGCAGCUCAUUGGUGCUGGGUUUUAAGCUCAUUACCUUCCGAUCAGAAGCCACAAAAUCUUUAUACUAAAAAAAUUUAAAUUUCAUAUACACAGAUUGACUUUAUAUUGGUUUCACAAUUCAAUAACACUAAAAGAACAACAAAGUAAAAGUUCAACUGUACCAUCCACAUAUAUUUGUGGUUGCUAGGUAACUUAACUGAAUGUGAUUAAAAUGGUAACUACCAAUGUGUAUUUCAAUGUGUAAAUAGGUGAAUGAAUACGAAUGAAGUUAUCAUUAUAAAAUGUACGUUUUGAUCCCAAUGGAUUCUUAUUUAUUGUCCUUUUUCCGGCAUAUGAACCUACUUGUUUGCUGGGCCACUACGAAUAAAAAAAAAACUCCCUUACUAAGGAUUUACAGGAUGUAAGUGUUUCAGGCGCUACUGAUCACCAAUUACAUAUAGUUUAUUGAGAGCAUUUAACAUCUGCCAUUUCACCUUCAUUAUCAAUAAUGUGAAACAUUUCAAUUCAAGUGAAACUCAAGCAGGUUCCUGUUUUUUUCUCAUUACAGUUAAAUGUGUUUGUAGAAGUGGUAAUUACACUACAGUUGCAGAGGUUAGAAAUAUGCUGGAGUAUUUCUUUAAUUACAUUUAUUUUUCCAAGUUCUCAGCUGCAUUCCAGGUGUUUUAACAACUCACAUGUCAUAUGACAUUUAAAUAAGGCAGAUUAUUUCUUAAGCUUUCAUCAUAUUACCAGCAUAUUGUAGCUCAUGAUUAUUUCUUAUAUCUAGAUUUAACAUGUUUUAUAGUUCGUCCAAGCAGCACUGAAUGAGGUCAAGCUCAAAUAUUGGAAAAAGAGCCAUCCAGAAAGAAUAUGGUUGAAGCUGUUCUAAGUUCAUGGUUAAUUUCACUGAAGGCAUCUUUCUCUGUGUUCCAGCCAUUCCAGGUCCCCCAGCCAGAA